Messenger RNA from Plectropomus leopardus (leopard coralgrouper), 724 nucleotides. Lineage: Eukaryota; Metazoa; Chordata; Actinopteri; Perciformes; Serranidae. The record is from RefSeq and is a predicted model, not a curated record.
AGUCAUCAAGUAAAAAUCUUUUGUCUGUUAUUAUCAUUGAGAAAUGGACCGGAGACCAACUGUCCUCUCACUGUCCGUCCCCUCACUGUCUGUCCUCUCACUCUCCGUCCCCUCACUCUCUGUCCUCUCACUGUCUGUCCCUUCAUGCUGUUUGCAGAGAGUUUACCGAGCGCUGUACGACUACGCCGCUCAGGACCACGACGAGGUCUCGUUCAGGGACGGAGACGUCAUCAUCAACGCUCAGCCCAUCGACGAGGGCUGGAUGUACGGCACCGUGCAGCGGACCGGCAAGUCUGGCAUGCUGCCGGCAAACUACGUGGAGUGUUGCAACUAGAGGAGGUGAAAAUGUGCAGAGUGAAAUCGGUGAAAUCCACCUUAAGCGUUACAGCGUCAGCAGUCGGCGACGUUCUCUGCGUUUCGGCGAGCGUUAACGCAAAGCGACGUCACAUCGGGACGUUUUCAGAUGUUUUCGUGGAGUCUGAGAAGCAGAAAAUCAUCAGAAACUCAAACAGUAAAAAUGAAAGACCUUUAAAAACCAUCAUGCAACAAUCAUGCACAAAAAAUACAUCAGACAACAAAUCCGAGAAACGUUUAGGAAAGAGACCAGAAUUCACCCCCCCAAAAAACAUUAACCCUUCACGCCUGCUGUAAUAUUACACACAGUCAUCCUGCUCUGUGCACAAAACGAGCUCUCCAAAAUCAGGCUCUAAAAAAUAUCACAGAC